Racocetra persica is the source of this 540-nucleotide messenger RNA. The record is from the annotation of a GenBank genome assembly. Lineage: Eukaryota; Fungi; Glomeromycota; Glomeromycetes; Diversisporales; Gigasporaceae.
GAUUGUCAAUUUAUAGAAAUCCUCGUUCCUCCUCUAAUGUAAACAAUUUGACUCCAUUAGUCUAUUAUGACCCUGAUUCAGGUAGUUCUAGUGAAGAUGAGUGGUAUUUCUACUUAGACUUUAGCUCCAUAAAAGUGGAGACAGAUAAUUUUGACUCUGACGCAGAUGAUAUAAUUGAUAAAGACAAUCAGAGAGCUAGAAUAAGAAAAGAAAGAAAUAAGCCUUUUAAAGUUACAUGUUGCUACGAUAAAGCAGGAAAUGCUUAUCUUGAGGAAAAAGCUAUUAAACCUAACCCCUGUGGAUGUAUUGUAAAUGCCUCUGCUGUUGAAUUCCCGUUACUCCAACAAUUUCUAGAUAACAACCUAGAUCUUUUUACCUGGGAGAAAGGGCCAUUAGGCCAAACUAAUUUCGUAAAGCAUCGUAUCAAUACCGGCGAUGUACUCCCAAUUAAACAAUAUCUCUACUGGCAUUCUCCAGCUGAAAAGAAGAUUAUUCAAGAUGAGAUCAGGCAUAUGAUUUCAACCGGUAUCAUUUGCCCUU